CAUUCGCAGCAUCCCAUCAGUUGCUAGCUACCGUGCAAACGGUAAAGUUGGGCGAACGCUCGCAAAUCUCGUGCAACAGCUGUUCAUAUACGGUGAUUGUAUCUAAUUGAUUGGAUCUGUUCCUCCAACCGGGAAGGCAUCAGUAUCACCCUUAAAAUUAAACUGUGAAAACAACUCGCUAGAAACAUGGCAAGCGAAGUAAGACUGCGGGACUUUCGCUCGUUAGUGUUAUGUGUCUGGUGCGUGGUCUCGGUGCAUGCUGCAGCUACAAAUACCAACAGUUUGCACCCUUCCGGUAAUCCCAAGGGUAAUCCCCAAUUAGAUACAAGUGGUGUCUGCGUUCAAGCUGAAGCUUGCCUGCCCGAGGUAGAAUGCAGGGCUGGAAAGUCCGAGCGGACGCCAUGCUGGACUGCCAACAAUACCCGCGGAGUUUGCUGCGCGGUUCCUGACUCAGACGACAAGCUAUUGAUCAGCGCCGCCAUCGAAGAUGGCCGCCGGGAGUUCAAGGAGAAACUCGGCCAUAUUGAACAACACCGGGACGAGAUGGCCGCCAAAGAGAAACCGCUGUCGUUGUUUCACAAACUGUUGAAACCGUCAGCGGGUCAGGAGGCAAAUGGCAUCAAAACAGAUCCAAAAGAGCGGGCCGAAGCGUAUGAGAGUGUUUUUGCGAGCCGGAAAUAUGCCGAGGCGACCAAUAUGACGAAGGAGGACCGUCAAGGUGGUCGCUUUCCACGGCAUCUGGCAGCAACCGUAAGUUGGCCGUACUAUGGCGAGUUCAGUUCGGCUUUGUGCAAUCCAAAUGCACGGUACCGAACCUAUGAUGGAAUGUGCAACAAUCCCGUGCCAGAGAGAGCAGCGUGGGGAUCCGCCGAGUACCCAUUCGAGAGACUUUUUACACCGGCUUACGAGGAUGGAGUUUGGGCGCCAAGAUCCCGCUCGGUGACCGGCAACUGGCUGCCCAGCGCUCGCACCAUCUCCACAGUACUGUUCCCGGACGUUGACCGACAGGAUCCCCAGCUGAACAUCCUCUUCAUGCAAAUGGGACAGUUCAUCACACACGACAUCGCGCAAAGCCAGGCCGUCACGCUCGAUGACGAAAAGGACAUCCAAUGUUGCGCUUCGGACGGUUCGCAACCACUGUACGGGGACAAGUUGCAUUUUGCCUGCAUGCCCAUUGACGUUAGCCCAAAUGACCCGUACUAUUCGCAGUUUGGCUUCCGUUGUAUGAACUUUGUGCGCAUCAAGCUGGCUUGUGGACCCGAGUGCUACCUGGGCUAUGCCAAUCAAGCUAACUCCGUGACGCACUUCAUAGACGCUUCGCUGGUUUAUGGGAACAGUGAAGCUGCGGCUGCGUCCUUGCGAACAUUCCAAUAUGGUAAACUACGUUCCUCGCAUUCAACUGGAAUCGAGUUGCUCCCAUUCACGCGCCAGCCAUCAGACUGCGUCCCUUGGGCUAGGGUGUGCUUCGAAACGGGAGACUUCCGCGCCAAUCAACUGCUAGCGAUAACCCAGUUCCAGACGAUGUUCCUCAGAGAACACAACCGGGUUGCGGGUGGGCUCAAUCACAUCAAUCCCCAUUGGGACGACGAACGGCUUUUCCAGGAAGCCCGAAGAAUUGUCAUCGCCGAACUUCAGAACAUAGUGUUCAACGAAUACCUUCCCGUACUGCUCGGAAGUAAGAAAGUUAUGCAAUUCGGUUUGUUGGAUCCCGUGAAUGGCUACGGUAACUCAUACAGUGCAGAUAUACCUCCGAUGACUCUGACGGAGAGUGCGGUAGCAGCGUUCCGAUUUGGACAUUCCACUGUAGAUGGAUUCUUCAGACUCCUGCAUCGCGAUGCUCCUGCGGAAGACCUUCACAUAAAAGACCUCUUCUUCGACCCCUCGAAAAUCCAUGAACCGCACAGCUUCGACAGAAUGAUGUACUCCUUCGGCCAACAAUCACAGCAGCUAGCGGACAACUCCAUGUCCGCCGGCCUUACCAACCACCUAUUCCAAAAAGACAACCCGUUCGGCUUUGACUUGGCCUCACUGAACAUCCAACGAGGACGAGACUUUGCCGUACGUCCUUACAACGACUACCGGGUCUGGGCGGGGCUUCCUCGGAUCACCGACUUCUACCAACUGGGUGAAAUGGGCUCGCUGUUGGCGCAGAUUUACGAGUCUCCCGAGGAUAUCGAUCUGUGGGUGGGUGGUCUCUACGAAGCGCCCUCUUACGGUGCCGUCGUUGGACCAACCUUCAGUCACCUGCUAGCGGAGAUGUUUUACCGAUUGAAACGAGGCGAUCGGUACUAUUUUGCAAACGGACCGGAAGUGAAUCCGGGCGCUUUCACCCCAUGGCAACUGGGUGAGCUACGAGCGAUCACGCUGGCUGGACUCAUCUGCUCGAACGUGGAUGAUCGAUACGAUUUCUACCAGGCACCGAGUGCGUUCUACAAGUCGUCGUGGGAUAAUGAACCGGUGCCUUGUGCGAGCUAUCGCCCGCUGGAUCUAGAAGCUUGGCGAGAAUAAUUUUUGACGUAGCUGUUUGUUUAUUUGUGUGAUACUUUUAUGUGAUAUUUGACCGUUUUUAUGUAUCGAUUUACAUGACGAACAUAUGCGAUGACUAUGUAAGUUUUUGCAUGACAAAAAUAAAUCAAAACAAGGUAAAAACA
Messenger RNA from Aedes albopictus (Asian tiger mosquito), 2651 nucleotides. RefSeq names its product chorion peroxidase-like. The coding region runs from base 187 to 2508 and encodes 773 amino acids. The record is from RefSeq and is a predicted model, not a curated record. NCBI's taxonomy places the organism in Eukaryota, Metazoa, Arthropoda, Insecta, Diptera, Culicidae. Gene Ontology annotation, biological process: response to oxidative stress. Gene Ontology annotation, molecular function: peroxidase activity; heme binding. The transcript is spliced from 4 exons.